AUUAAAAGUCACUUUUAAACUCAACAGUAGAUCUCAGAAAGUUUGCUCAGAUAAAGCAAAACUGCAAGAUGCCUGCGUCAUAUUCUACCAAUAUGCGUUUUAAAUUUCCUAUUCUGGCAAUUGCACUAGAAGCUGUGAUCAUUAUUUUAUAUGGAUUUUUUAUUACCUAUGAUGAUGGAGCUAAUUCUAGACUUAUACCUAACAAUACUGACAAAAUAGAACAAUUCUACAAAAUCUAUCCAAGUUUCCAGGAUAUACACGUAAUGAUUUUUGUUGGAUUUGGUUUUCUGAUGACCUUCUUGAAGAACUAUGGGUUCAGCAGUGUUGGAUUUAAUUUACUCAUUGCUGCAUUUGGUCUUCAGUGGGGGAUUCUGAUGCAAGGUUGGCUGCACCAUUUAAAAGAUGGAAAAAUCAAAGUUGACAUUUUCAGCUUAAUAAAUGCAGACUUCAGCACAGCAACUGCCCUGAUUUCAUUUGGUGCUGUCUUGGGGAAAACCAGUCCAAUCCAACUGCUGAUUAUGACUCUUCUCGAGAUUACCAUAUUUGCUUGCAAUGAACACUUGGUCACUACAGUCCUGAAGGUAUGUAUACUUGAAUUUGAAGAGACCAAACUAAAAUCCUUCAAAAGUUCUCUGAGAGACUCAUUAGGCAAAGAGAGACUUACAUCAUCAUAUUUUCAAAGCUCUGGAAUAAUUCGAGAUUAUUCUAAAUGUUUUCCAGGUACUCUCUUCUUAUGGAUGUUUUGGCCAAGCUUCAAUUCUGCCAUUGUAGAAAACCCUGAUGGACAAUACAGAGCUAUUAUCAACACUUAUUUCUCACUGGCUGCAUGUGUACUCACUGCUUAUGCUCUCUCUAGCUUGGUUGAUAAGAAAGGAAAAUUGGACAUGGUCCACAUACAAAAUGCUACUCUAGCAGGUGGUGUAGCUGCUGGGACCUCUGCUGACAUGAUGAUCCACCCUUAUGGAAGUCUGUUGAUUGGAUUUACGGCUGGAAUAAUCUCCACAGUUGGAUUUAAAUAUCUGACACCAAUUUUUGCAUCUAAAUUGAAAAUACAUGAUACCUGUGGUGUACACAAUCUUCAUGGCAUGCCUGGAAUACUUGGAGGUCUGGCUGGUAUAAUUGCAUCUGCCAUGGCCAGUGAAAAUGUAUAUGGUCCAGGACUUAUUCAAACUUUCCCAACUGGAAGAUCUGGUAUCGUACAGGCUGGAUAUCAAGCUGCUGGAUUAGGUGUAUCCCUUGGUGUGGCCCUUAUUGGAGGGACUAUCACAGGUUUCAUUCUAUGCAUUUCUUUUUGGGGACAGCCACCAGAUCAAAAUUGUUUUGAUGAUGACAUUUAUUGGGAGUUGCCAGAUGGUGAAACUGAAAAUGAAAAUCUACUUUCAUCAGAACAUGGAAGGCAGAACAUUAAUGCUGAAGCAUGAACCAACAUGAUUUUUUUAAACACAGACAUCAAUAUUUAGAGCCAACCAAAAAGAAAUCAGAAACACUAAUAUUUCGUCCAGAAUAUUUUAUAUAGAAUAGUCUAUUUAAAUGAAUAACAAAAGAAAUCUGAAAAUUAUAUUAGAAUUUACUUGCUGUCCUUUACAAAAUAUUUUGUAAAGUAAAAUAAUCUGAUAAAAAGACGAAGUAUGUAUCCCUAUUGAUAAUAUCCAAGCUUUUUUCUAUUUCUUUUUAUUCAUAUAAUUUUCUAGUGCCCCAUUUGAUUUGCUUAUACAUAACACCUAGAAUUCUCCCUUUUUUUAUUGUAGUUGCAGAAAGGCAUGAUGUCAAAUGAUUGUGGAUUCAAAGACACUGCAGGACUCAAACUUACUUGUAGUCAAUUAAAUACCAAAAGAGUGUGCCAUUGCCAAAAGUUUAUUGGUAUAGAUUCUUGAUAAUCAUGGAAAUGAAAGUUUAUCGGGGUAAGCAAAAAUAUGAUGUGAGAUUAUUAAAUGAUGAAGCAAGCAUGAGGGAAUGAGUGGUCUAGUGCUCCUAGUUCGAAUGUGCAUACAUAUGUUCAUGAAGUUAAAAAUCACACAACACCAGGUUAUAGUCCAA
Messenger RNA from Chiloscyllium plagiosum (whitespotted bambooshark), 2037 nucleotides. Lineage: Eukaryota; Metazoa; Chordata; Chondrichthyes; Orectolobiformes; Hemiscylliidae. The record is from RefSeq and is a predicted model, not a curated record.